This is a messenger RNA of Numida meleagris (helmeted guineafowl), 2114 nucleotides long. RefSeq names its product claudin 34 (gene CLDN34). The record is from RefSeq and is a predicted model, not a curated record. Gene Ontology annotation, molecular function: structural molecule activity. The coding region runs from base 1061 to 1693 and encodes 210 amino acids. Gene Ontology annotation, cellular component: bicellular tight junction; plasma membrane. Gene Ontology annotation, biological process: bicellular tight junction assembly; cell adhesion. The transcript is spliced from 2 exons. Lineage: Eukaryota; Metazoa; Chordata; Aves; Galliformes; Numididae.
GUUGGGCUAGGUGAUCUUGUAGGUCUUUUCCAACCUAGCUAAUUCUAUGAUUCUAUGAUUCCAUAAUGCCACUUUGCAGCCUUCUUCAGUGGUGGUAAUAAACAGUCAUGGUGCUAAUUACAGGUGAGAAGAGCUUUUCAAGGGGGGCUUCCCUUUUCAGGAUACUUCUGUGAAAUAAACUUCCUCAUCUUUCGAUACCAGCCCUGAAAAUGCCUUCCCACUGCAGGAGCCAGUGCAUCUUCUAGAGAUUAGCAUAAUUUAUUCUAGAUUUCAAAGAGAAGAAGGGAGAUGAGAGCUCUCCUACCGUUUGUAAGGAGCAAUAUUUAUGUUCACAGGAAAACCACAAAGCAAGGCAAAUAUAUAUAUUAAAUUAAAGAAAUAAAAUGAAUGAAGAUACCAAGUAUGGCACUAUUUGCAUUGAAGUAUGGGUCCUAUCAACCACAGCCCAACAAGAGAGCCGUUCCGCUUGGGUAUAUUCUUGGAAAACUUCUUCCUUCUCCCCUACAUUUCUCCCUGCUGCAGAGCUGCGCUGAUUUCAUUACCUGUAUAAAAACAGGAGAAAACUCUUAAUGAAGAAGAAAGGGUUAUGAAAUCACUUUAUUCUCUUUCAACUGAAGAUUCUGUGUCCUUCAGGCUGUCAGACCGGGGGCACCACGGUGGUCUCAGGUUGGAAAAUCAUGUACUCACAAGGGCAGUUUUUCUGAAAGAGCGUCUUACAGAAAACCAAAUUUCACGUGGGAGUUUCUUAUAUACUUUGGUAAGUGUUUCACAGCAAUUAGAAAUGAUGGCAUAUGGUAAAGCUUACAUAUUUUUAUAAUAUGUUAAUGAUUAACUGACUUCUUCCAUCGUUAUUGACUUAGUGGGAGAGUGACAAGGAACUGCAAGGUACCUGUUUGGUAGCGCAAGUCAGAAAAUUUGCAGGGGCAUUUAUUUCCACCUCUCUUCUGGAACUUGCUGCAUCCAGCUGCCACUGCUUCAAAGCCUUGGACAACGCUCAGACCCACAGAACACUCCUCUCUUGCUGCAUGGCAAGGCCCGUGGCAGGGCAGGCCCCCACAAGAUGAGCUCCCUGAUUGGCACCUCUCACCUUCAGCUGGCUUCCUUUGCACUGGGGACGAUAGGCUGGAUUCUGUGCACCAUUUCCAUGGGACUUGUGGAGUGGAGAGUGUGGCACGUGGACAACACCACCAUCAUCUCCUCUGGCAUCGCCUGGGUGGGGAUUUGGAAGGUCUGCUUCAUCAGUUAUAUUCAUGUCUCGCCUGGCUAUGAAGAGCAGUUCUGCCAUAAAUUCAGUGGUUAUGACUCCUCCAUCCCUGGAGAAAUCUAUGCUGCUCAGGGUCUCCUGGUGAUCGCCAUGGUCACGGGAUUGCUGGGACUGUCUGCCACGAUAUUUGCUCUGAGAAAUAUUUAUAUGGGAAUCAGUCAUAGAACUCCUAUUACCCGUUUCUUCCUGGUGGGUGGCUUCUUCUACGUAUUUGCCGGUCUGUGUGUCUUGAUUCCAGUGAGCUAUAAUUUCUAUUCUGUAACGCAUAACCAGAGCAUCGCCUUCCCUCCCUCCUACUACAUGCCCUCCAGUCCCGUGGCACAGGAAGCGGGUGCUGCCAUUCCCAUUGGGAUUAUAGCUGCCAUCCUGCUGCUGCUGAGCGGGUCCUUUUCUCUCUCCUACAGAUUUCCUGUAACCACAAACACAUGAAAUCCUGAUGGGACAAAUCGCUCCAUAGAUUUUCAGAGUACGGUCAGAAUAUAAGGAUGGCAGCACAAGUGGUUCUUCAGUCAAAGAACUACAGCAUUUUAGUCUACAGCAGCCAGCACAUGUUGUUAUAAGACUGAACUAUCAUCUUGAUUGCCAUGUAUGACCAGAAGUUUGUCUUUGAGAUAAUCGCUGUUGAGCAGCAAUGGUAAUUUUAAGCUUUAUCAGUUGUCGUCUUUGUAUAUGUAUGCAAACUUUAUUGAUUAACUUAUUUUUUGUGCCAAAUGUUUACUGUGUUCAAAGAGCUGACUCUGAUUUAACUGUCCUGUUAGAAAUACAUGGAAUGACAUGUGAAAUGUGAACGUGUUUCCUUGUUAGUACUAAAAUAUUUUGUCCAUUAUUAAACAAUAUCUGUAGCAAAGUA